AUGAGUUCCAGUGUUUUCUCGGCCGAGACACUGGACGCCAAAGCAAAGGAGCUGAUGAAGCGAAAUCUAGCGCUGGACGAAUCCGAGAGAAACAGCUGUUGUAUCGCUGUAGCAGGAGGUGGAGGGAAAGCCUUGUCUGCAUUGUCAUCAACUUCUGGAGCUUCCCAACUGCUUUUGGAAGGCUGCAUCACGUACUCACGGAAAUCGUAUCUCUCUUACGUUGGGCUCCCUUCUGAUACCACUGGUUUUUUUUACACUUCCAUGGAGGCUUCUCGCUUGGCAUCCAAAGCCGCACUAUUAAAAUCGCUACACCAAACUUCUGAUUGCCGGCGUAUGCCGCACUGUGUCGGUGUUGGCUGUACCUCCACCUUGACUUCGUUUUCGGACUCUGGAGAGAAAUCAACGGCAUUCAUUGUAGCUACGAGAGCAGACGGAAGGGAGGUUUGUUUAAGCAUUCUGUUAGAUGGUUCAGGAAGGACACGUGAAGAACAGGAUAUAUGCGUCUCGAAUUGGGUUUUGCGGGCUAUCGAUUUUGUCAGCUCUGGAAGCAAUACUGUGGACGAUUUGCACGAAGAAAGAGAAGAAAAGGCGAUUAGAAUAGAGACCGAAUACACAUGCGUCGAAGGAAUAGAUACCGAGACUACAGUGAAAAGAGUUGUGGAUGGAGCCCAAGCGAUUGCUGUCCUCAUUCCUCUAUACAAGAGUGGUCAUCCAGUAUCCUUUCAAGCCUUGGCUGCACCAGUUAUACCCAACGGCUCUUUGAUUUUUCCGGGAAGCUUUAACCCUCCUCACAAAGGGCACAUUGCGCUGGCCGAAGCUGCGCUGCAGGCAGAGCAGGACAGAAGACCGUGCAGUCGAAGCGAGAAGAGAGCAACGUAUUUCGAGCUAAGUCUUUUGAACGCGGACAAGCCUGCAAUCGAUCCUCGGUCUGUUGUGGAGCGGAUUCAGUACUUUCUGGAGCUAGAAUCUCCACCGAGUCACUGGGGAAUUAUUCUGACGAUGGCACCACUUUUUUCGGACAAGGUUUCAGAAAUUCAAAAGUGCAUCGCGACCUUUGACAACUCUUGUCCGAAAAUGUCCUUUGUAAUUGGCGCAGAUACCCUGGUUAGGUUGAUUGAUCGGAAAUAUUACGGCAACGAUGAAAGUAAGAUGGUAUCGGCACUACAAGAAAUGGGAGGCACUCGAUUUUUAGUCGGUGGACGAGCCUUGAGUCAUCGAUUUGUUUCUGGAAGUGAAGAAAUUAGCCAGCUUCCGGCGGCAGUCAACGACAUGUUCACCACAAUAAGUGAAGAAAAUUUUCGCUCGGAUAUAAGCAGCACCGAAAUUCGAGAUAGUUGGAGCAAAGUGAAGUACCGGUAG
Cylindrotheca closterium is the source of this 1359-nucleotide messenger RNA. The record is from the annotation of a GenBank genome assembly. Lineage: Eukaryota; Bacillariophyta; Bacillariophyceae; Bacillariales; Bacillariaceae.